AUGAGAAAUCUGGGAACUCUACACCAGUUUCUGGGCAUAACAGCGGAAUCAACAGAAACUGGUUUGCUGCUUCACCAAAAACAAUACGCGGAAGACAUUCUUCGGAGGGCUGGUAUGCAGAACUGCAAAGAAGUUGCUACGCCAACCUCCGUCAAAGCAGUUUGCUCAUCUGACUCGUCUGAGUUCACCAAUCCAACGCUGUAUCGCCAACUAGUUGGUGCAUUACAGUAUUUAACCCUUACACGCCCCGAUAUCACAUAUGCAGUCAACAAGGCUUGUCAACACAUGCACAAGCCUACGGACCAACACUUUGAUGCUCUAAAAAGAAUCUUACGCUAUCUACGUGGUACUAUUCAUUAUGGUUUACCUAUUACAGGAUCCUCCAUGACUCUCCGGUCGUAUGCCGACUCAGAUUGGGCCGGUGAUCAUCAUGAUCCAAGUCUACCACCGGGUAUUGUAAUUUCCUAG
Molecule: messenger RNA, 468 nt
Organism: Dendrobium catenatum
Lineage: Eukaryota; Viridiplantae; Streptophyta; Magnoliopsida; Asparagales; Orchidaceae
Exons: 1
Coding region: 1-468 (155 amino acids)
Source: RefSeq, a predicted model, not a curated record